This is a messenger RNA of Rhodamnia argentea, 4102 nucleotides long. Its product is annotated as pumilio homolog 2-like. Gene Ontology annotation, cellular component: cytoplasm. Gene Ontology annotation, molecular function: mRNA binding. The coding region runs from base 549 to 3698 and encodes 1049 amino acids. The record is from RefSeq and is a predicted model, not a curated record. Lineage: Eukaryota; Viridiplantae; Streptophyta; Magnoliopsida; Myrtales; Myrtaceae. Gene Ontology annotation, biological process: post-transcriptional regulation of gene expression. The transcript is spliced from 10 exons.
CUUUUAACUUCGCUGCGUGUGAUCGCCUCAUUCGAAUGUAACAAAACCCUAAAGGGUUCUUGUAAGAACCGAUCGCCGCCGGAUUGAUCUGGGCCGUCAGUUCUCUCUUCUCCCCUCCUCCCACCCCACCCCCCGUCUUCACUCUUCUUAAAGAAUCCAAGCUCGUAUUUAUUUUCUUUCGGCUCUUCUUCCCUUCGCUUUGGCAGCAACACUCUUGCUUCCUGCAAUUAUCGUUAUCGGCUCUUCUUGUUGCCGUUACAUGGGAACUUGUUGCUGGGAAUUUGCUGUCGAGCGAAUUCCCCUGACCCAAUUCACGAGGACAUAGUGUCUUCUGUGUAUGUUGUAUGUAGAUAGUGCUGAGAACCGUAGGUCGAGGAGUAACUGUUUAACAUUUCCUGGCUUUGGAGAUUAGGAGUUCGAUCAGCUUAAAGUAGGCGGUUUUUUUGGCGUGUACAUGGAAAUUAGUGUGAUGAUCGUCAGUUCGGUGGCGAGUUACGAAUUGGCUUGAGUUUUUGAGGAUUUCUUCUAGCGAUCGCCGUAGCAGACCGAUGUUGGGAAGCAGCGAAGGAUCGUUUGGAGAUGAGUUGGAGAAGGAGAUAGGGAUGCUGCUUCGGGAGCAGCGGCGGGCAGAGGCAGACGAUCGGGAGCGGGAGCUCAAUAUUUUCAGAAGCGGCUCUGCUCCUCCAACAGUUGAGGGUUCAUUAAGUGCAGUCGGGGGAUUGUUUGGAGGCGGAGCUGGUGGCAAUUCCGUGUUUCCAGACUUUUCUGGGGUUAAGAAUGAUAAUGGGUUCGCAUCCGAAGAGGAGUUACGGUCUGAUCCAGAAUACCAUUCUUACUAUUACUCUAAUGUGAAUCUGAACCCACGUCUUCCACCCCCGUUACUUUCCAAAGAGGACUGGAGGUUUGCUCAGAGGCUGAAGGGUAGCGGCUCGGCCUUAGGUGGCAUCGGAGAUAAACGAAAAGUGACUAGGCCUGAAAAUGGUGGAACUAGGUCUUUAUUUUCUAUGCCACCUGGGUUUAGUUCCAGAAAACAAGGGAUCGAAGCUGACUCAGAGACGGUGCAUGGCUCAGCUGAGUGGGGAGGCGAUGGUUUAAUUGGAUUGUCCGGAUUAGGCUUAGGGAAUAAGAAAAAGAGCCUUGCUGAAAUUUUUCAGGACGAUUUGGGACAGGCAACACCGAUCACAGGGCACCCCUCUCGUCCAGCAAGCCGUAAUGCAUUUGAUGAAAAUAUCGAGUUGGUUGCUUCUGCCGAAGCUGAGCUCACUCACUUGCGCAAUGAGUUGGCAUCUGCUGAUACUUCGAGAGCUGGUGCAAAUGGUGGCUCAUCUGCAGUGCAGAAUAUUGGUCAUCCUUCUUCAUAUUCAUAUGCUGCAGCUCUUGGUGCUUCUUUGUCUAGAAGCAGCACCCCUGAUCCACAGCUUGUCGCCAGGGCUCCUAGUCCAUGCCUCACUCCCAUUGGAUCAGGGAGAGCUGGUGGCGCUGAAAGAGCAGUUGGUGCUCCUCACUCUUUACAUAGCACCUCUUCCAACAAUAACAAGCCUGGGGACUUGGUGGGUGCUCUUUCUGAAAUGAAUCUGUCGAGAAAUGGUACAAUUGAUGAGCAGAACCGUUUGGCCCCAAAGAUGGAACAUGAUGCUGAUAUCCACCAGGACUAUCUCUUUGGCCUGCAAAGUGGUCAGAAUAUGUUUCUAAAGAAGUCAGAGUCUGGGCAUCUACAUGUUCCUUCUGGUCUUAGUUCAUCUGAUCCGGUGAAAAGCAAUGGGGGUGGACCUAAUAUUAGUGCAGCACUGUUAGCUGACAGACAUGUUGAACUUCAGAAGUCUCCUGCUGUUUCCAGAAGCCCCUACUUGAGAGCCUCACCGACCUCCCCUCUUAAUGGUGGGGGCAACUUUGCUUCCCAAUAUCAGCAUCUAGAUAGUCCAAAUUCUUCGUUCGCUAACUACGGCUUAAGUGGGUUCUCUUUAGAUCCAGCAUUAGCAUCAGUAAUGGGUGGUCAACUUGGAAUGGGCAAUCUGCCGCCUUUAUAUGAGAAUGCAGCUGCAGCCUCGGCCAUUGGAAUGCCUGGAACUGAAUCAAGGGUGCUGGGAGGAGGUUUGGCUACUGGAUCAAAUCUGACGGCUGCUGCCUCUGAACAAAAUUGUCUUGGUAGGAUGGCAAAUCAAAUGUCAGGUGGUGCUGUGCAGGCACCUUUUGUGGAUCCCAUGUAUCUUCAAUAUUUGAGGUCAUCUGAGUAUGCUACUCAGCUAGCUGCUCUUAAUGACCCUGUUGACAGGAACUACUUAGGAAGCUCUUACCUAAAUUUACAUGAUAUCCAGAAAGCUUAUCUUGGAGCAUUGUUAUCACCUCAGAAAUCACUGUAUGGGGUUGGCAGUAAAUCUGGUGGUUCCAACCAUCAUGGGUACUAUGGUAACCAUGGUUUUGGCAUCGGAAUGUCUUAUCCUGGAAGUCCCUUGGCAAAUGCGGUCAUUCCGAAUUCCCCAGUUGGACCUGGCAGUCCAAUGAGGCAGCAUGACUCCAUACGUCUGCCUUCCGGGAUGAGAAACUUAGCUGGGGGACUCAUGGGACCCUGGCACUUGGAUGGAGGCAUGAAUGAAAACUUCGGAUCAUCUCUACUGGAAGAAUUUAAGGGCAAUAAGACCAAGUGUUUCGAGCUGUCAGAGAUAGCUGGUCAUGUGGUUGAGUUCAGUGCGGACCAAUACGGGAGUCGGUUUAUACAACAAAAACUUGAAACGGCGACCACUGAUGAGAAAAACAUGGUUUAUGAGGAAAUUAUGCCCCAUGCUCUUGCUUUAAUGACGGAUGUGUUUGGUAAUUAUGUUAUUCAGAAGUUUUUUGAGCAUGGACUUGUGUCCCAGCGUAGAGAACUGGCCAACAAGCUUUUUGGACACGUGUUAAAUCUCAGCCUUCAAAUGUAUGGCUGUCGCGUAAUUCAGAAGGCUAUAGAGGUUGUUGAUCUUGAUCAGAAGAUUAAAAUGGUUGAAGAGCUUGAAGGUCAUGUCAUGCGCUGUGUUCGUGAUCAGAAUGGAAAUCAUGUUGUCCAGAAGUGUAUUGAAUGCGUCCCAGAAGAUUCUAUACAUUUUAUUGUCUCGACAUUCUUUGAUCAAGUAGUGACCCUUUCAACACAUCCUUAUGGUUGCCGUGUAAUACAGAGAGUAUUAGAGCACUGCGAGGACCCUAAGACGCAGAGCAAAGUUAUGGAUGAAAUUUUAGGAUCUGUAAGCAUGCUGGCGCAGGAUCAGUACGGCAAUUAUGUGGUUCAGCAUGUCUUGGAGCAUGGAAAACCUCAUGAGCGUUCUGCUAUUAUUAAGGAAUUAACAGGGAAAAUAGUUGAGAUGAGUCAGCAAAAGUUCGCUUCUAAUGUUGUGGAGAAGUGUUUGACAUUUGGUGAUCCUUUGGAACGCCAGUUGAUGGUGGAUGAGAUGCUUGGCACUACUGAUGAGAAUGAACCUCUUCAGGCAAUGAUGAAAGAUCAGUUUGCCAAUUAUGUCGUACAAAAAGUGCUGGAGACAUGCGACGACCAACAACGUGAGUUAAUUCUUUCGCGAGUCAAAGUUCAUCUGACUGCACUGAAGAAAUACACAUACGGAAAGCAUAUCGUGGCGCGAAUAGAAAAGCUUGUCGCUGCUGGGGAAAGGAGAAUGGCUCAAUCUCCACACCCUGCGCAGGCUGCGCGAUGCGAAGCCAGUUUGUAUAGCUAACCGACGCUAGUGUGAGAGCUUCCUCUUCAUUUCUUUGUUUCUAGAGCUCGUGGCGGUGCCUAUCUUUUCAGGGAAGGAAGUGUGAGCCAACUGAAAAAACAAAUAAAGCUGAUGCCUGUACUGCUAAAGAAACUGUAAAUUAUGUAGCUUUUACUUCAAGUUUUAUACGCGCGAAAUCUAGCAAGCCGAGGUUGCUGAUGUGGAGAGCACAGCUGAUGAAGUUCCUGGUAAGGUAAAUGACUGUACAAGUUUUCCUGGAAGAGUGUAAAAAAAAAAAAAAUUUGGAUCAAUGUGGUGGUGGUGGGAGGUGGAAUGUACAAAGAAUGUCACUCAUCUGUGAGAGCUGUUAAUGUUGUUAGAUGAGGCCAGAAUUUUCCCUAAAUGAAAUGUUUUGACUUUCUUUA